AUGGCCAUCAAGGUUGCAAAUGUAUUCAAAAGCUGUGAUGCAGUUGAUGGCUUCAGGAAACACAGCUACGGUGUCUGGGAAGGAAUCGUGCAUCCUUCAGGAGUAUUGUAUUAUUUCGACGUCUCAAUGAAAACAUAUACAGGAAGCGAUGUGAAAAAAUACACGCCUAAUCAAUUGAACAAUCUUCAGAACUGGAUAAGGGCAGCCCGCAGGAGAUUGCAGGAAGAAACAUGGUAUAUGGUGGUAAAGCCUGUUACAAGAGAAGACAGAGACUACUACGAAUACUAUUGCGUGGUCCCGGAUGCCCGCACCAUUGCUUGGUUUGAGGAUUUUAACGCCGACCUUCUAUUCCAGGAAUGCGCCUUUGCGAGAGAGUGGAACCACAAGAGCAAGGCUCGAGCUGGAGGCACAAUUUUGCACAUUGAUUUCUUUCCAAGUCAUUAUAGUAUGCAACGCUCGGAUGCUACUGAGCUACGCGCACACUUAGAAUGGUAUCUGGCAGAGGGGUUGAUUCUGGAACAAUCGACUGCGGCAUCAUUGUUUUGGAGCACCGACCAAACGGAGAAAGUGAUCGCUCGCCUUAUUAGCUUUGAGAACCUUCUCAACUCCGAUGCAUCCUUGAAGGAACAAGGCGUCGCAUACUGUGGAAGGAUAUGGAAUAUUUUACGCCAUCACCAGUUUCUCAACUACUAUGGUUUUCCAGAAGCUCGUCUGAUGCGGACCCAUUCAAUUGAGGGAAGCAAACGAAACCGAAAUAUCCGGUUUUUAUCUUUGCUAUCGACAGCUGCUAUGUUUGGUGUUCCAGUGAUGGUAUUGGAGCAUGUUGAAAAACUUCACGUUGACGGUAUUGUCAAUCUGCUUGAUAUCAAGAAAUUCCUUGACCAUUUCAACGACGACAACAUAAAGCACAGCACUCUGGCGGGCGUUAUCAUGGCAGUAGAUGCUAGCAUACUUGCUAUUCCGAAUAUUGGUUCCCAAGUAACAACAAGAACACUAUGCUCUCUUUCACUUAUCCUUAGCGUCCACUGCAUCUUUGCGGGCGUUGUGGCACAACACUUUGGGCAGAAGAUGAAGUCUCUUCAAUUUGCCUCUCAUAACUUGCAAUACCACUUUACGAAGGUUGCUAUCAUCUAUAGCGCUCCUAGUUUGUUGCGAACGACAAGGUAUUUUCUCACUCUCACUUGA
Messenger RNA from Suillus discolor, 1185 nucleotides. RefSeq lists its product as uncharacterized. The transcript has 12 exons. NCBI's taxonomy places the organism in Eukaryota, Fungi, Basidiomycota, Agaricomycetes, Boletales, Suillaceae. The record is from RefSeq and is a predicted model, not a curated record. Bases 1 to 1185 code for a protein of 394 amino acids.